This is a messenger RNA of Petromyzon marinus (sea lamprey), 3757 nucleotides long. NCBI's taxonomy places the organism in Eukaryota, Metazoa, Chordata, Hyperoartia, Petromyzontiformes, Petromyzontidae. The record is from RefSeq and is a predicted model, not a curated record.
CUGUACACCAGGCGAGGUAGUCAACAUCUCCCGUGAAUGCAUGCGACCUUCAUCCGAGAGUUGGAAACCGUCGCUACCGCCACCACGGCGUCGUCUAGACGUUCGUCUUGUGCCGCAUCUCGCCGCCUCGUCCCGCGUCUUGUGCCGCAUCUCGCCGCCUUGUCCCCCGCGUCUUGUGCCGUAUCUCGUCGUCUUGUCCUGCGUCUUGUGCCGCAUCUCGCCGUCUUGUCCUGCGUCUUGUGCCGCGUCUCGCCGUCUUAUCCCGCGUCUUGUGCCGCCUCGUCCCGCGUCUUGUCCCGCGUCUCGUCGCUGUGCUGCGUGGUCGCUGCUGCUGCGUUGGAGCGAUCUCGCAAGGUUGGUGGUGAAAUUCACUCAAGACGCGAGAUGAAUCCUCACCCCGACGUGGCGUUCAUCAAGCAAGAGCGCGACGACGGCGCGUGUCCUGGGACGUGGCCCGACUUGACGGUAAAGCGUGAAGACGUCGUCGAUGCUGCCGUUCAGGAUGUUAAGAUCGUCAAAGCCGAGGGACCCACUGUGAUGAUGCCGGAUGAGACGGGGAACCCUCACGGAGGAUGCCCGGCCACUGCAGAUCGGAACUUCAUCGAGGUGGAGUUGCUGGAGGAAGAUGUUGGUCAAGCAGAUGAAGGAAAUUCAACCGGACUACUUUGCAGAGUGUGCCAGACGGAUCGUGGCCGACGGUUAAGAAGGAAGGUGGAUGAGGCGCAAGGCAUCGGUCAGGCCCUGCGAGGCUGCGUGCGGUGCGGGAACAAGCUUGGAGGCUCUGCGCCACGCACGAACAGGAGGAAACGGAGCGGAGAGAAGCCGCGCCCGAGUGUACCACGCGGGAAGGAUUCCGCAUUGGCGGAGGAGUCAAGAGGGUGCGAAGUGACGGACGCUGUCGGCGAUAAGCCGCACAUCUGCAAGGAGUGCGGGAAGGGGUUUUCAAAGCAUUCCGCUUUAAACAUGCACUCCAGAACGCACGCCAGCAAGAAUCUGCACGUGUGCACCGAGUGCGGGAAGAGGUUUUCAAAAAGUUCCAGUUUAGAGACGCACUCGAGGACGCACACGGGCGAGAAGCCGCACGCGUGCAAGGAGUGCGGCAAGGGGUUUUCAAAGCGUUCCAAUUUAGAGACGCACUCUAGGACGCACACGGGCGAGAAGCCGCACACGUGCCAAGAGUGCGGGAAGAAGUUCUCGAAGCGCUCCAAUUUAGAGGCGCACUCGAGGACGCACACCGGUGAUAAGCCAUACGUUUGCAAGGAGUGCGGGAAGAGGUACAUACAGCGUUCCAGUUUGGAGAUGCACUCUAGGACGCACACCGGCGAGAAGCUGUACCUGUGCAAGGAGUGCGGGAAGAGGUUCCCGCAGCGCUCUCAUUUGGAGAUGCACUCUAGGACGCACACCGGGGAGAAGCCGUACGUGUGCAGGGAGUGCGGGAAGGCGUUUUCGCAACGCUGCGCCUUAAACACCCACUCCAGGACGCACACGGGCGAGAGGCCACACGUGUGCAGGGAGUGCGGCAAGGGAUUUGCGGCGCGCACCUACCUGAACAAGCACUCCAGAACGCACACGGGCGAGAAGCCGAACGUGUGCAAGGAGUGCGGGAAGGGCUUCGCGCAGCCCUCCGACCUGAAGACCCACUCGCGGAUACACAGCGGGGAGAAGCCGCACGCGUGCAAGGAGUGCGGCAAGAGGUUCACCCAGCGCUCCAACCUGGAGACGCACGCCAGGACGCACACCGGCGAGAAGCCGUACGCGUGCGACGAGUGCGGCAAGAGGUUUUCGCAGCGCUCCAAUUUGGAGAAACACUCGAGGACGCACACGGGCGAGAAGCCGUACAUGUGCGAGGAGUGCGGAAAGAAGUUCACGCAGCGCUCCAAUUUGGAGAAACACUCCAGGACACACACGGGCGAGAAGCCACACGUGUGCAAGGAGUGCGGGAAGGCGUUUUCGCAGAGUUACAAUCUCGAGACUCAUUCUAGGACGCACACCGGCGAGAAGCCGUACGCGUGCAGAGAGUGCGGUAAAAGGUUUACGGAGCGUUCAAAUUUAGAGAAGCAUUCCAGAACACACGCCGGUGGGAAGCCGCACGUGUGCAAGCAGUGUGGGAAGGGGUUUGCAGCACUUAAUGAGUUAAAUAAGCAUUGUAGGACACACGUGAGGGAGAAUCCACACUUGCUAAAGGAGUGUGAGAACAGUGACGUGGAGAGAGACAAGAGACGUGGGGGAGAGACACAACACUGUGUGAUGGAUUCGCUCUUCGAAUUGCCGUUCGUCAAGCAGGAAAAGGAAGAGCAUCCAAACCCAGGAGUGGCUCCUCACCUGACGGUGGAUCGUGCAGUUGCUUACGCUGGAGCAGUCGUGAAGCAAGAGGAUGAAAGGAGCCCCGGCGCUGAGACACUGAGGAUGGAGGUGAAAACCGAAGCGGAGGAAGACGCUCCAGAUGUGAAGUUUGUUAAAGUCGAAGGAGCUGGCGAGAGCCAGCUGGAUGAGACGGGCGAUUGCCGUGGACUUGCGGAUGCUCCGGACCAGAACUUCAUCGAGGUGGAGUUAUCGGUGGAGGACACGGGUGAAGCGGACGAAGUGAUGGCGACGACAGAACCGCUGUGCGAGGAGUGCGGCAAGGGCAGAGGCCGCAGAACAACGGUGGACAAAGCGCAGCGCAUCGACGAUGCCGAUGACAGUAACGACGACGACGACGACGACAAGAUCCCCCGAGCCUGCGCACGUUGUGGGAAGGCGCUCGAAGACGCCGCGACCGCCGCCGCCGCCGCCGCCGAUCGGAGGAAGCCGCACGCUUGCCAGGAGUGCGGCAAGGAGUUCGCGACGCUCUCGAAUUUGAGCACGCACGCGCGGACCCACACGGGCGAGUGGCCGCACGCCUGCGCCGAGUGCGGCAAGGGCUUCGCGCACCUCUCCAACCUGGAGAAGCACGCCAAGGCGCACGCGGGCGGGAGGCCGCACGCCUGCGCCGAGUGCGGCCGGGCGUUCGCCCACCGCUACAACCUCGAGCUGCACUCCGCGUCGCACGCGGCGGAGAGGAGGAGGCCGCACGCGUGCGCCGAGUGCGGCCGGGCGUUCGCUCGGCCCGCCGAAUUGGAGGCGCACGCGAAGAGGCACGCGGCCGAGAGGCCGUACGCGUGCGAGGAGUGCGGCAGGGGGUUCGCGCAGAGCUACCACCUGGAGGAGCACCGCGCGUCGCACACGGGCGAGAAGCCGCACGCGUGCCCGGUGUGCGGCCGGGGAUUCGUGCGGCGCUACCACCUGGACGAGCACGCGAGGACGCACACGGGCGAGUGGCCGCACGCGUGCGACCAGUGCGGCCGCGGUUUCGCCCACCGCUCCGGCCUGGAGAGGCACGCGAGGGCGCACGCGAGGGCCAGGGCGGGCGUGUGGCCGCACGCCUGCGGGGAGUGCGGGAAGGGCUUCGCGCAGCUGUCCGGCCUGGAGAGGCACGCGCGGACGCACACCGGCGAGAGGCCGCACGUCUGCGAGGAGUGCGGCGCGGGCUUCACGCAGCGCUCCAGCUUGAAAGCGCACUACGGGACGCACACGGGCGAGAGGCCGCACGCGUGCCGGGAGUGCGGGAAGGCGUUCAGCAGGAUGUCGGCUUUGAAUAGGCAUUCGGCGACGCACUCGAGGAUGAAAACCUUGCUCUAGAGCAGCGCGGUCCUUCACCUUUACCGCAAGCCUUGCUUGGUUCUCAAUCGCGAGAAAAUGUACGAUGCUAAUAAAUACAGAGGGUUUGAUGAAACAA